UAGGCUAGCUUUUUUUUGUCCCUCCCUCCCUUUCUUUUCUCUUUUCCCUCCUCUGUCUUUUGCUCUCUCAUUUAAGAGAGAGACAAGAACCCCACGUUUGACAAAUACAAAGAAUACUACCAACCACUACUACCACCAUGGCAUCUGCAAGCAGCUCUGCACAGGCCGCCUUUGGGCUGGGCCGGAGGAAGAAGAACCCUGGCCUCCUGGACCAGAUUGGGAAGUUCUUUGGAGGAGACAAGAAGAGGAAGAGCAAGGGAUCUUUCCGGGGCGCUCUCUCUCCAGCCCCUCAGAAAGCCUCCGCUACUUCCCCACGUAAGAAGGGCCAGGAGAACGCCGUGGUCCACUUCUUCCGCACGAUCGUGUCCCCCGCCCCUCCCAAGUCUAGGUGGAGAGGACUAGCAGCCAAGAUAGGCCUGGGCGAUCAGAAGUCAGCUAAGAAGGCCGGUGGAGGAGACGGCAAAGGCACCCUGACUAGGAUCUUCAAAAUGUGAUGAUAUCAGCAGCAGAGGAAGCAGGAGUGCUUCUCCAGCCAAACGCUGAAGUCCCACAACGACCUCCAUCCAACAGCACGAGGGCAAAGAUCAACACCAUGGGACUCAAGUGGGGAAAAGAGGAAGAAAAGGAGGAAAUCUUAUCACCCCUUAACCUCACUCUCCCCUCUCCACCUCUGAUAACACUCUAAUAACGUACGCUAAAUCCCCCGUCUCCCCCUUAGUGCCUCCCUAUGUUACUUUUGGCUGGUAGAUAGCGACACAAUCUGUUGCCCCCUCCCUCCCUUGCAUGCUUUUUGCCGAGUCUGUGCACUCAUCAUGAUCGGUGUGAACUGUUAGCUGAAAGUGAUCCUGAAGCCGCUCACGUGUGCAGCCUGAAUGACCCCCAGACCCCGACCCGACCUUUCCCAAACCUCAUUGCCAUGGCUCUCCGUUCAUGUGCUUGAGUUUCUGUGGACGUCUUUGAGGAUUUUUCUAACAAAAAUAGCGGGAAAACCUGAGCAGACCCGAAUCAGGAGAAGGUUUCCGGCCGGUGCGGGUCCGACUGACUCGACUGUCAUUGCCGCUUGCUGAUUGGAUGAAAAGGCCGGGUCAUUUCUGGUUUAUAAAGAGUGGUUUUCUGUCUUGUCGUACUGUCUUUGUCUUUCCUUGUGAACCCAAACAUAAACCUUUGUUUUUGAAAGAUAACACACUUUACAUUAUGAAGAGAGCCAUUUUGGUCAUUGUGUUUUCAUUCGACCCUUUUAGCUGUAGUUAAGUGUCCUGUCUUUAGUGUUGUGUUGAUCCAUGUUCGUCCUAUAAGCCUUUAGGCUGGCUGUGGGUUUUGUGGUAAAAAGUGAUUUUUAAACCUUCUAAAUCAAUUUUCUGCAAAUAAAACUAAGAAAAAAAAACACAAAUUAGUCCUUGCUAACAUCAAUUAUUCUCAUUCCAAGAGAUAAUGGCACAUAUUUAUCACUUAUAUUGCACUGUUUCCAGCGUUAAAACUGCCACUCUGAAUCUUAGAGAUCUGGUGUUGCAUUAUGCCAGAUUAAGACGUCUCCUCUGUGCUUUAUGUAGUCUAGGUCACCUCUUUGUUUUCAUGCAAAGCACACAUAAAUUCAUUCCUCACUAUGCAACAAGUGCCUUUCCUCCUGACUACCAAAGCAACACGCUGCCUUUCCUUCUUGUGGGAAAAAAACACAAACACAGUUUCAAAAAGGUGCUCUCAAACUAACUUUGUACAAGUUUUAUGAGAAAAGUUCAGCUCCAACAUCGUGCUGAUCCAAACAUCCAUCCUCCAGACGUGUUCAUAAGCAGGCGUGUGUGAUGUGUAGCCUUCAUCUCUCCUUGUGUUUGCUUGAGUCUUUGUGAGUGCUGUGUCGUGUUGAAUGGAUCCUGUGGUUGAAUGUAAAAGAUCCUCUUCAUUAUUGUAUGUGUAAUAAAACAUGACCAGCCACUUAACUGAGAAUAAAAAAAUAAAAAAUGAUAAAACCACCUCUA
Molecule: messenger RNA, 1973 nt
Organism: Cheilinus undulatus (humphead wrasse)
Lineage: Eukaryota; Metazoa; Chordata; Actinopteri; Labriformes; Labridae
Product: myelin basic protein-like
Exons: 7
Coding region: 138-494 (118 amino acids)
Biological process (GO): myelination
Cellular component (GO): cell periphery; neuronal cell body; compact myelin
Molecular function (GO): structural constituent of myelin sheath
Source: RefSeq, a predicted model, not a curated record